AUGGAGUAUGUAAAGUCAACAGGAUGCUACCAGCCUCUGACAUCGGACCAGACUCCAGUCUCUUCUCUAGCUGAAGAUGUAGCUUUUGCUGAUAUUACGAAAGUCAGCUCCGAAGAGUUUGCAAAACAAAUCACCUUGAUAGAACUUUCGUACUUUAAAGCCAUACAUAGAGAGGAGUUUGCAAGUUUAAAAUGGAAUGGCAGGGAAAAACACUUGUGCGCUCCGAAUAUCGUUGCCUCAACCAGAUGGUUUAAUCAAAUUAAUUUCUGGGUUCAAAAAGAAAUCUUAAAAUACUCAUGCGUUUCAAAGAGAACUGAGAUGUUGUCAUUUUUUAUCAAAAUUUCCAAAAAACUUGUGGAAUUUAAUAAUCUGUAUUCUGCCAUGUCAAUAAUAUCUGCUCUACAAGUGGAAUGCAUUUAUCGUUUGAGGCACACAUGGGCUGGUCUCGGAAACAAAGAUCGGGCAGCGUACAGGCGUCUGGAGGAGCUUUUCAGUCAGAAUGAUAAUUGUCGCAGACAGCGCGAACAUAUGAAUUCUAUCAGUCUUCCUGGUAUCCCUUACCUAGGUUUAUAUUUGUCUGAUUUAACGUAUACAAAUGUGGCUCAACCGCGUAUAAAUGGAAAACCAACUGCCGUAUGGUUCACAAAAAUCAACUCGAUUAUUGAUAAAAUAGCAUAUUUUCAACAAUCUGAAUACUCCUUUGCUGUGGAUGAAACUCUCAAUGCAUAUCUAUGUGCUCAACGCUACAUAGAAGAGUUACAGAAGUUUCUAGAAGAAGAUAAUUAUAAAACUUCACUUAUUUUAGAACCUCCUCCUACGUUACCCACACCAUCCUUGUCAUAUUUACCUCAGAAAAUAUACGGAACAACUUCCUCAACCAUCUCUAGUUCCAAUAAUAGCAAUCUAGACAGUAGUAAUAUUUUAAAGAACCAAAAUAGUUCAUCAACAAACGCAUGUCAUUCAAACAAUACUGGGUUAACAUUUGACGGUCGGAAUAGUGGAUUUGGAUUCCGAUCACCGUCAAAGCUGUCAAGUUUCGUUCAUAAUACAAAAAAUUCUCAUCAUUAUCAAAAUCAUAGUCGUCAUGGGUCUAAUGUCUCAUGUAAAGGUGCAACAGUUAAUUCUAGUUUCGAAGCAGAUCUAUUACCUACACUGAUGACGAAACACAUUACACAUUCAAAUGACCAUAUAAACAAUCCCAUACAAGUCUCUAAUUCAAACAAAUUAUUGGAGUGCAAAACCGAUCAACUCAAAUCUAUGCGUAAAGUAUCUUGGGAACAAACUGAAGGCAUUACGAAGGACGAGACAUCUCAAUCACAACAUCUACGGAAAGAAUUCUCCACAUUACCUAGACCUAAAACUAAAAAUUCCUUCAAUGUGACAGAUUCCGAUUUCCUAUGCACUUCAGAGCCCCAGUCUAGUACUCAAGAAUUGGAGUUUCUUUUUCCUGAACAUAAAAGUUCACAGUUGCCUCCAAUUCCACCAAGACCAUUUAUUGAUUGUGAACAAACAAAACAUUCUACUCUUAGUCGAUCGGAAUUAAAAUCUGAACAACUAAAUCUCAGUCAAUCACUCGUAACAACUGACCAAUGUAUCAGUCCAAAGUUAUCGUCUACAAAUUAUUGCAAAUCGUUUUCUGUUAGUGGAUCACUUCCUGUUAACGAUGUUUCACCAUCAAAUAUACCAGCUACGUCAUCAGUCACUAAUCUUUUGUCAGAAUUCAGUUUAUGUUCUAUGAAUGAUGUAUUCAACUCGUCAGCGGUUGCUGUAGCCGCAUGCGCAACUUCUUUAAGUGCUGUAGAUGCUUCAUGCACCACACCAACUGCACCACUGUCGUCAUCAUCUGUAGCGGCGAUAAAUCCUAGCUGUGGUAAAUUUGACGACGUACCAUCAUCAGAUAAAUCUUUUGAACAUCAUUUUUCAAUACUUGCUACAUCAACUCCACCGGAAUCACCAAAUGUCAAACAAAAUUCAUCAACUACGGAGGCACACGUCAACAACAGUCCGUGCAUUUCAUACUCAUCAGUAGUCCCUGACUAUUUUGGUGUUAGAGUUAUAUGUCAAGGUGUUGUUCAACGUCGAACUGUAUACCGUUUCACACCAACAACAAAUACCAAUCAAAGUUUCGACACUGUUUGUUCAAAUAGUGCUUUGUUUACAUCAUCAAUCCAUGCUUCUAAUUCUUCUCUAUCCGGUUCUUCAGUGAUUGUCUCGGGAUCGACGGCUACAAGACAAAUGUUUCACAAUCCAUCCUCUGCGUGUCGACCAUCUGGUUUCUCUAAAUGGCGUCGUCUGUGGGCUACUUUGGUAAUGGUAGGUGAUGGUCUCACUGCCUACAUGAUUUAUUUUGAACCAAAAGUAAAAAAUGCAGUCUACCGCAAUCAGUUUCAGGCUCACCAAUGCCAAAUCCAUUGUCUGUUUAGUCCUCCUGCAAUUAGUGCUUUCAAUUGUCAGAGUAAAGGGAAUAAUUUUAAAAAACUACAGAAUCCAACUGAUGACUCGGCAGAAGUAGACGUAGCUGAGGUUUCGGAGCUUCUAACAGAAUCAGACUGCAAAUCCGAGAUCUGUACUAAUAUUCAUUUUAAAACUGCUUAUGACCUUCCGAAUCCCAACUUAUUAUUUAUGGCUGCGAAAGCAGAGCCUGGUAAACAUCGAAAUGGCAAAACCUAUCGCUUUCGACCAAUGGUUUUUCCCACAGAAAACCCUACAACCAAUUCUUUACCAAAACCUGACACUAUUCGUUCCAGUGGAGCAUUAAAUUGGUUUCUUCGUAGUGGCCUACAAAGUUCCCAUGCCUGCUCUAGAGUAUCUCAGUCAUCUGGACAAUCAUUUUCGCCAGAAGUAAAUAGCCCUGGUCGUACACGUGGUCUAUCGGCUCCGGGAUCGUUUAUUCAUCCCUAUGUUGGUUCUCGUUCUUCUGUUAAGAAGGGCAAGAGAGCUGCUAUAACUGAACGUAGAGACUCAUCUACACUCGAAUGUUUAUCGACCAACGAGAAUGUUGACCUAUGGCUAAAAUGUAUUCAGUCUGUUAUGGGACAAAUCUAUAAAGCGUAUCUACGCCAAAUUGUAUCGUCACACUGUACGACUCAAUCAAAAGCCACAAAUAGAACAAAUGACAUUUAG
Messenger RNA from Schistosoma curassoni, 3123 nucleotides. Lineage: Eukaryota; Metazoa; Platyhelminthes; Trematoda; Strigeidida; Schistosomatidae. The record is from the annotation of a GenBank genome assembly.